AUGAUGCUCAUCAGCCAGGGUGGCUUCUGCGUGGCGUACUUAAUAUUCAUAGGCCAAAACGUGUCCAGUGUGCUUUCACACUCCACCAGACACAAGACGCUCGUCAUUGCCGCCGUUGCGCCCUUGGAGGUUCUGCUGUCGUGGAUGCGCUCUCUCACGCGCCUUGCUCCUUUCAGCAUAUUCGCGGACGUGGCAAACGUCUCAGCCUUCGCCCUGGUGAUCUGCUACGGCAUCUACUCCUUCCACGGCUUCUCCCACCUCUCCGCCUUCACAGGCCUCUCCAACGCACCCAUGGCUCUCGGCGUCGCAGUCUACGCAUUCGAGGGCGUCGGCAUGACUCUCCCUUUGCAGGCUUCCAUGAAACAGCCCAGCCGGUUCCCCUCAGUUCUCGCGCUCGGCCUCGGGAUCAUCUCAGUGACUUACGCAGCGGUAGGCCUGGCGGGGUAUGUGGGAUACGGUGAGGAGACUCAGGAGAUUAUCACACUGAAUUUGCCACCGGGAUGGCCAUCAGAAGCCGUGAAGCUGGGAAUAUGCGCUGCUCUUUUCUUCACAUUCCCAGUCAUGAUGCAUCCUGUGCAUGAGAUUUACGAGCGCAGGCUCUACCUUUCCCCAUGGGUGCAAUGGCACGUGCUUUCGAACAAUACUCUUCGCCGCACGCUCUUCCGCUCGCUCCGUUCGCUUGCAGUGCUGGCAGUGGCGCUGGUGGCUGUGGGUGUGCCGCAUUUCUCGGCGUUCAUCUCCCUUAUAGGCUGCAGCGUGUGCUCUGCAUUGGCAUUUGUCUUCCCUGCACUGUUUCAUCUGAAGGCCUGUAAAGGCCGGACGAGUGGGGUAGUGGUGGCUGGAAACUGGUUCUUGGUGGUGUUUGGAGUGGCGUUUGGCCUUUGGGGGACGCUAGAUGCUGUCAAGAGAUUUCAACUAGGCCCAGGCCAUCUGACUCAUCUCGAGCUCAGCUCCCGUUUCGCCCGCAAUACAUCCCGCCGCCGCUACGAAGACAGGACCGCCCUGCCGCCUCUCCACGCCUUCCCCUCACUCCGCGCCGUCACCCUCGGCUUCCACCCCAAGGAAAUCUCUCCCCUCCUCCGCUGUUCCGCGCUCACCUCUCUCUCGCUCUGGCAACCCACCGGCGGCGACCUUGCAUGCCUCGCGUCUCCCUGCUUCUCCCCCUCCUUCCGCUCGUCUCUCCAAUCCCUCACCAUUCAAUCUGGCAACUUAACGAACUACCUCCCCCGCGUAUCCUCCUUCACGUCCCUCUCCUCCCUCUCCCUCGAGUCUUGCACAUUCAACCCGUGCGAGCUUCACUCCCUCUCGCGCUCCCUCCACUCCCUCACGCACCUCACCAUCGACAACUGCCCCUCGGUCUGCGGCCGUGCCGUGGCAGCAAUGGUUCGAGCCAAUCCCUCACUCUCCUCCCUCUCUCUCUCCGGAAGCUCCUACCGUCUCUUCAGCUCCAAGCCCCUCUCAGCCGUGCUUCGCCUGUCGUCCCGUAAGCUGCAGACGCUCACGCUUGCGGGUCUGCCGUCGUUCCGCCCGGGUAUGCUUGCGGGGUGCAGCAGCCUUGAGUCGCUCACUCUCGAACGAACAGAGGGGUCGCUGGAAGGGCUGCUGGGCAUGCUCGUCAGGGCGGACGAGGCGGGGGGAUUGAUGGCACGACGUGUGGAUACGCCUGCGGGUGCGGGUGCGGGUGCGGGAGGGGGAGCGGGCACGGGUGCGGGUGCCAGUGCGGAUGCGGAUGCGCCUGCAGCUGCCCCGUCAGCGGCGGCGGCGGAGGGGAGGAUCGAGGGGAACCGGCGCGCCUAUAUUGAUAUCCGCGCAGCAGCAGCAUCGGCGCGCGCCGACGCGGCCUCAGCAUGGAGAGAUAUGAGCCGGCUAAUCGAUGUGGCGGGGGAGCUAAUUGGCUCCGCGCACGCGGAAGCGGACACUGCGCGGCGACACCAGUGGCUGCACGCAGAAAAGCCCGCCAUAAAAAAGAUAAUGGGCGCGAUUUCCGCCUGUCAGUCCGCGUCCGCGGGGGCGUGGGACGCGAACGCCGCGAGAGUGAGGGCGCGCGCUGUGGUGCGACACUCUGCCGCCGCCGCCGCCGCUGGCGCUGGCGCUGGCGCUGGUGCGUCAGGGGUUUUCACAACGGAGUUUUACGGAAACGAGGAGGAACGGUGGUCGGAAGACGCAGAUCUAGAAGCUUGGGGUUUAGGCUCGGUGGUGUUUGCCGACUUUACAGACGGAGAGUACCGUGCUGGCGCAACCCCCGAUGGGCCUCACCACUUGAUGCUGGAGAGGGAUCCGAGUGACGGCAUUCCCGAGGUGUCUCGUGAAGAGCUGUUCGCGACGCUAGAUGGGUUGUAUCAGCAGCUGCGCCCGCAUCAGUCGGCCAUGCGUGAGAGCGUUGAGGCGCUGCUUGCGGGGGAGGAUGUUGAGGGCGGGAUAGUUGGGGCGGUAGCAGCGGCGGGUGGGGCGGCGGAAGCAGCAGGUGGGGCGGCAGAACCAGUGGGUGAAGCAGCAGGAGAUACCCCAGGAGUGGAACAACAGGUGGAAGCUGCACAGGAGCAGGGCGUGCAAGAGAGAGUGGACGUCGAGGGAGUGCAAGAGGAGGGUGCACAAAGGGAGGAAUUUCUAGGGGAGGGAGAAGAAGAAAGGGCAGGCAGCAGCAGGCUCGCAGCAGCUAAGAUGCAUGAAGAAUCUCUAAGGGUAGCGCGAGUGGAAGUGAUCUGCCCGUCCCUGGCUUCCUUGGUUCUGGAAAACAUCCAGUUCAGCCCUCCUUCCGGGCCUACUUCUGAGAAUCUUCCCUCUACAUUCCCCCUCCUGCUUCCAGUCUCCCGUACUCCUCCUUGCUCCACAUUUCGCCCCUCAACCUCCCUUUCCUCCCCUGAUUUCGCCCCAAGUGCCUCUCCCGCUCAGCAGCAGCAGUCGUUUGAGAGCAUUGCCUUGGCGGCUGUGUUUGGUGGGCUGAGGCGGUUGGCAGUGGUGGCGUGCGGUGGGGUGGGGGAGGAGCAGCUGAGGGCAGUGCUGCGUGCAUGCCGGGUGUUGGUGGAGCUGAGAGUAGAGCGCAGCGAUGCCAUGUCCGAUGCCCUGCUGCGAGCAUGCCCAAUCGACACUCUCACCCACGCCACUCUCAUCGCUUGCAACGGGAUCACGUCUGCUGGGGUGAUCGGGUUGCUUGAAAGCUUCCCAAGGCUGAGGCAGUUAAAGGUGGAAGCAGAUAAGGUUCCUGAAAGGGCACGAAGGAAGUUGCUGCGUGCUGGUGUGAUCAUCAGGGGGGUGUGA
Molecule: messenger RNA, 3258 nt
Organism: Closterium sp. Naga37s-1
Lineage: Eukaryota; Viridiplantae; Streptophyta; Zygnematophyceae; Desmidiales; Closteriaceae
Source: the annotation of a GenBank genome assembly